AAAGAAACGAACAGAACAGAAAUAAAAGAAAAUUAAAUAUCGUCUACCAACACAGAGUAGUCCCGGACACAAUGACAGUACCAAGCCCUCAAGAUGUCACGGCAGGGCCUGCUCAAAAGGAACCAUACAUUAUUCGCGCGGCCAAAUCGACAGACGCCACUAGCAUUGCAAAACUAGGCGCACAUGUCUUCACCGUCUCAUUCGCGCACUCUGUAGCACCGCACGAGCUGGACGCCUUUUUAGAGGAGUCAUACACACCUGCAGCAAUCACCAAAGAUCUUGCAGCCGAUGCCACCGAUGCCGCCGCCGACGACAACAACAACAACAACAACAACAACAACACAACAAGGGAUAUCAUCGUCGCCACGGACGCGCAGGACGACCAGAUUAUUCUAGGCUUUGCCUAUCUCACCCGCGGCAGCACCGAUGCCUCAGUGGAUCAUCUGGAAAGCAAAUGCGAGCUGCAGCGCAUCUACGUACACCCUGCGGUGCAUGGAAGGGGAAUCGGUCGUCUACUAGCCACAAGAGUUGAGAACAUGGCUCGAGAACAGGGCUUCAAAAAUAUCUGGCUCGGAGUCUGGGAGGAGAAUGCGAAUGCCAUAAAGGCAUAUGAGAAAUGGGGGUAUCGACGAGUUGGCGACCACGAUUUUGUCAUUGGCACGGUUGUACAGACGGACUAUAUUAUGUUGAAGGACUUAUGAAUGAAUAACUUUUUUGGUUUUAAUGAUAUUUUUUCCCCUUAUAAUCUUCAGAAUGUGGAUUUGUGAAGUAAACUCUCUGCAGCUGUGCG
Messenger RNA from Xylona heveae TC161, 790 nucleotides. RefSeq names its product acyl-CoA N-acyltransferase. Bases 72 to 701 code for a protein of 209 amino acids. Gene Ontology annotation, molecular function: acyltransferase activity, transferring groups other than amino-acyl groups. The record is from RefSeq and is a predicted model, not a curated record. The transcript has a single exon. NCBI's taxonomy places the organism in Eukaryota, Fungi, Ascomycota, Xylonomycetes, Xylonales, Xylonaceae.